AACAGAUUUUAACUGAUCGAGAUGAGCCACAUCUUAAAUGGCUAAUGGUAGACAGAAAUUAAAUGAUCGUUAGACAUACUUACUCUUAAAGUCGUAGUAGUCUGGUCAUCAUGGCGGCUUCUAACCUGUAAUAUUUCUUCUCAUGUUGCGAUAAAAAAUCUACACCAUGAAGAUUGAUAGAAGCAAGCUGAAAAAGAGCAGUUCUGAAGUGCCUGCAGAUUGUAAAGCCUUGAUCGAAAGGUUGAAAUCAUGUAGUGAAGAUGAACUUCUUGUUGAACUGAAGAAAAUUGAAACAUGGACCUAUGGAAAAUGUGAACUUUACCAUUGGGUUGAUGUAUUAGAUCUCUGUGAUUCCAUUUUGGAACGUGCUUGUCACAAAGAACAUGAAAACAGUUGGGUUCUCACCUGUGACUUACCACAAAAUAAACAGUUGAAGGAACUUUUGCUAUGGACCUUGCAUUUCACCACAUUGCUCAUAGAGCAUUCAUUUUCUCGUCAUCUCUACAACUCCAUGGAGCACUUGACCUCCAUGUUAUCAUCAAAUUGUUUAAACGUUGUUCUCGGGGUUUUGAAUUUACUGUACAUGUUUUCAAAACGGAGCAACUUUAUCAGUAGACUAGCGUCCGAACGGAGGGUCAGCCUUCUCUCCAGACUCACAUACCUUGCAGAAAGCUGGGGUGGGAAAGAAAAUGGAUUUGGCCUGGCAGAAUGUUGUAAAGAUUUGCCGCUUUCGUCUUAUCCGUCGAGUGCCACUACACUGCACUUCGAAUUCUACGCAGAGUCAAUGGGGGAUGGAUCUGGUCGACAAAGCGGCAGUGGGAAAUCGAGUGGCAGUUUUGUAACCGUAAUUCACGUAGAACAUGUGGAAUGGCUGAAUAAGAGUCCAGCCCAAUUGAUGGAAGAACUGAUUGAAUUACAUCAUGUGCCACUAGACAAGCAAAUGCAACUUUUCACUCACAUUCGUUUGGCACAUGCCUUUUCGGAUUAUCGUCGCCGCCUUCAGUGUGUGCAAGCGAGACUGCAGGCCCUCUCCGUCUUGAUAUAUUGCAAUGCGCUGGCGGACGCAGCACCAUCUUUGCUUUAUGCUGGCCUGCUAGAAGAGCUUGUCGACGUGUUAGAAUUGACUGAACCACAGUUAAUGGAGAUUCGCGCUGCGGCUUUAAGAACAUUAACGGCUAUUAUUCAUCUGGAUCGUAACCCCAACUUUCCAAAAUUAAACACUAUUAUAGACGUCACCGGUGCAGCCUUGUACCAUGGAUUUCUACCUGUCCUUGUCCGAAGCUGCAUUGCUUCAUUGACUGGCCAGCACACGGAGCAGGACGUAGUUCCAUUUCCGCUACCACUCGCAACAGCCCUCUUCUCGUUCUUGUAUCACUUGGCUAGUUACGAAGCUGGCGGAGAAGCUCUAGUUGCCUGCGGCAUGAUGGAGUCACUAUUGCGUGUCGUUUCGUGGCCCGGAUCGGAGCUUGAACAUAUUACCUUCGUCACCCGUGCCGUCCGGGUUAUCGACCUAAUUACCAAUUUAGAUAUGCACGCUUUCCAGGCACAUGGAGGACUCCAGAUUUUCAUAAACCGUUUGGAAUCCGAAGUUGAUGCAUGCCGCAAGGAGCAGCCGUAUGAAAUUCGCCCACCUGUUAGCGCAGCUGCUGCCAGCAAUGCAGGUGUGAACAUCCCCGGCGAUGAAGCCACCAACGAGUCUGAAUCAGAAAUGGAAGUUGAUAUCGGAGCAACUUCCAUCUCUUCAUCGGCAGGGCAACCGUUGACUGAGCCUAUCCCCGGCGUGACAUGCCUUCCACAGCGGGCCGCUCUACUAAAGUCGAUGUUGAACUUCUUAAAAAAAGCCAUCCAGGAUGCGUCUUUUUCGGAUUCCAUCCGACAUGUCAUGGAUGGAUCGCUGCCUGCUGCCCUAAAACAUAUAAUAUCGAACGCAGAAUACUACGGACCGUCUCUCUUCUUAUUGGGGACAGACGUUGUGACUGUCUACGUCUUCCAAGAGCCAUCGCUACUUUCUUCUUUGCAGGACUCGGGCUUAACAGAUGUAGUGCUUCAUGCUUUGCUCGUUAAGGAUGUUCCUGCUACCAGAGAGGUACUGGGGUCUCUGCCUAAUGUUUUUAGUGCUCUGUGCUUGAAUACUAGAGGUUUGGCCUCCUUCGUCGCGUGCAAACCUUUCCAGCGGUUAUUUAAGGUUCUUCUUUCUCCUGACUACUUGCCGGCAAUGCGUCGCCGUCGAAGCUCCGACCCCAUGGGUGACACAGCAACCAACUUGGGAAAUGCAAUGGAUGAGCUAAUGCGACAUCAACCAAGCUUACGAACAGAUGCCACAGCGGGCAUCAUUCAAUUGUUAGAAGAACUUUGCGCCCUUGGCCACGAUCCCAAUUACAUUGCGUCUAGCCGCACUCAAAAAUUUGAGGCUGCUCAAAGUACGUCUGCGCGCACUGGCCCAGUAGAAGCCACUGGAGGUGGAAGCAGCGAUGAAGAAGAAGACGAGGAAGAAGAAGCUACAUCAUCAUCGAACCCAGCCCCACCAAGGGGAAUCGAAACCGAAACUGGCACAGUAGUGCAAUCGGAAAAAACUCCAGUCCCCUUGGUUGAUUAUGUUCUUAAUGUGAUGAAGUUUGUUGACGCAAUAUUGAGCAACAACUCAACUGAUGAUCAUUGUCGCGAAUUCGUAUCGCAGCGAGGUCUCAUUCCGCUCAUGGGUAUUUUGGGACUGCCGAAUCUUCCCGUUGACUUUCCCGUCACACCUGCUUGCCAAGCGGUUGCUGCUGUUUGCAAAUCAAUCUUGAAUCUGGCACACGAACCACUUGUUUUGAAACAAGGUUUAGAUCAUCUUCAAACCGUUCUGAACACCCUUCAGCAACUGCAUAAACCGCUAGAUCCACCAGGAGGUUCUGUGCUUUUAAGAGAACUGGCAUCUUCGUCGAAUCCAACGGAAGCAAUAACUUCACCGAAUACGACACCGUUAUUGCAUGCCAUGGCUGCCGCCCAUGCCUACAUUAUGAUGUUUGUCCAUGUGUGCCGAACGGGGCAAAGUGACAUCCGCACUCUUUCUAUCAAUCAUUGGGGCUCUCCUAUAGGACUUCCUGUCUUAAAAGGGUUGUCGAAGUUGUAUACUUCUCUUGUCUGGGAGAGUACAGUGCUUCUCGCUCUAUGCUCAGACGAAACCCUCCCCUUGGGUUGCCAGUUUGGUCGUGCAGAUUUGGAAAAAUUGCUACCACCCGAACUUAAAGCCGUUUCUGAAGGUCCCUCUUGCAGCGGAGUGACUGGUAUGGAAUUAGGCACCAACAGCGUUGCAGCAGCAUUACAGGCUUUGAGCACGGAAGCCAGCCCGCCUGCAGCUAUGGAAGUCGAUCACGACCAAUUGGAUGCCAAAGACCGGCCCCGUUCAGAGAAAUUGACACCAGCUCAGCAAUACAGAAUGAAAAUGGUUAAACCACUACUUAGCACAGCAUCAAGGCUGGGUCGCGCUUUAGCUGAAUUGUUUGGUUUGUUGGUCAAACUCUGUGUUGGCUCUCCCAUAAGGCAUAGACGAGCCCAUCAAGCACCACCUACGCCAAUAGUUCCGUCACCAUCUGCACAGGCUGUGGCUGGGGCUUUGACUCAGCUUUUAACGAGUGGAUUAGCGUGGGAGCCCCCUGUAACAUCUCCCACACCAAAGUUUCGCCUCACCUUCCUAAUAUGCUCGGUGGGCUUUACUUCUCCGAUGCUCUUCGACGAGAAAAAAUUGCCGUACCACUUGAUGCUACACAAGUUCGUUAGCUGUGGGGGUCAGGCGGCGUUUUUUGAUGCUUUUUACUGGGCCCUUUCUGCGGGAGGUCGCGUCCCUCUAGAUCAAGGGUUAGAAUAUGCAGAUCUUCCAGAAGGCACUGGAGAAUUUCUAGACGCUUGGCUGAUGCUACUAGAGAAAAUGGUGAAUCCAAAGAAUAUCCUCGAUUCUCCCCAUCAGUUACCCAAUAAGGCGUUGCAUGGCUCCAAGCAGCCCUUCUCCCCGUUGAAGUACCUGAUUAGUACACAUCGUCAAGCCUUCGAUGCUGUUAUGAAACUCUGGGGCAAACGACCAUUGAAAGUUUAUGGCGCUCGUAUGACAGAGUCAGUUCUUACUAUUCUAUGUCAUAUCCUUAAAGGUGAAGUCAUCAUCCAAGAAAAAUUGACUCAGGAAAAGGCUGAAGAACCUGCUGCUCCUUCCGGAGUAGCAACUUCAGCUUCUUCUGGCGAUAAUGUAACAACAACGUCGCCCGCAGUAGGCACAUCAAAUCCAGCCAUAGCGGCUCUAGGCGAAGCUGCUACUGGCUCAUCAAUGGGUGCACGACGUCCCACCGUAGACCGUCCAGGAGCGGAAUCGGAUGCUGAUUUAGUAAAUCCACAGCAUCUUCAGGCUUUGAUGGACAUGGGUUUUCCUCGGGAUCAGUGCGUGGAAGCACUGCUUUUUACCACUUCAUUGGAACAAGCGACUGAUUAUUUGUUGUCGACGCCACCAUCAUUACUUCGUGCGGCUCAAGGGGCUGUUGCUGCGGCGGCAGCUGAAGCUGUAUCCACUGCCAUGGAUACAGAUGGCAACGAUGAAGACGCGGUGAUGCGCGCCAUCGCACUUUCCCUAACUGCCGACUCCGACCGUACCGACGAGACAGUGGCAGUUGAAAAAGAGCAUCAUGAGCAUAUGCUUUACAGUGAACCUCUUAGUAAACAGGUGUUAGAUCAGUUUGUACAACAGGCUUUGGACGGAUGUUUGUCGCUACUGGACUCGCUACCAGAGACUGUCUAUCGUGUCUGUAGUCUUGUCGUUGCUAUGGUCCAACGUAAUGGAGAGGCCUAUCGCGAUAGCAUGUUGGCCUCGCUCGCCAAAGAAAUCGGCAACUGUGUCACGUCAUUGCAGGAUCAUUUGGAUGGUGUGGACAACUUGGUUUCUAAAGCUGACGCUGUCAUUGAAAGUAGCGAUGCGAUGAAGGCGUCUGUACGUAUUCAUCUCUUCACAUUGUUGUGCGAAGAGAUGAAAAUGGCUUGUGCUCGUCAACUUGAAGAAAAAGAUUUGGUGUUAAAACUGAUUCGUCUACUCAGUUCCGGUCAACAAGUUCUAGCCGUCAAAGCUAAGGUCAACGAAGGGAUUGAUUGCAAGUCGGUCGAUGGCAUCGGCAUAACGCCUAAGUGGAUUGCCCCCUUGCUCCUCUGUCUCGACCUAUACGAGAAGAUGUCCUUAGGAACGAGGCGCCGUGCCAGCAUGGAAAAAGUCACUUCCCACGUAUGGAAGUGGUUUGAUAUUGUUUCAGGCAAAUGGUGUCCAUACACGGCCGCAAACAACAAAAUAAUUGACGAUGCCUUUUGGGCUGGACAAAAUUCUGUGCGCGUAACAGCAGGCAGAAGGCGAUACCUGCUACAGUUUUCUUCGAUGAUUCAAGUCAAUGAGGAAACGGGCAAUAGAAGACCGAUGAUGUUGUCUCUUAAAGAAAAACCAAAAGAGGCUGCUCAAGAUGAAUCCAGUAGCGUAGACGAAAAUGCAGCCAUGGAUGUGGACGAAAACGAGAAGGAGUCGCCCAAAGGAAGUCCACUCAGUGGGCUAAAUCUUGAUCAAGGCAGCGAGUUGAUUAAGUCUUGCGUCGGAUUGCUGUGUAUUCCUGCAGACCCCGAUACUCUUCAUGCUGCUAUGCGACUCUGCCUGCGCCUAACACGACACUACCAGCAUGCGGAAAAAUUCGCCAGCCUUGGCGGAGUGAAGCAACUGCUAAAUCUCAGUCAAUCAUCAACUUUUUCCGGAUUUUUAACCUUAGCUACUUUGUUGCUUCGUCACUUGGUGGAGGAGCCUGAAACACUUCACCACACGAUGGAGAAGGUCAUACGAGCUUAUACGGGUCCAAACGCGGCUCCCAGUACCAAAGAAUUCCACUUCUUGAUGAGAGUACUUGCCCCGGCAGCUUGCCGAGACGUGCAACUUUUUUCGGAAGUAUGCAAGACGUUCUUACGCGCAGAUUUAAGCCUUACAAACAAGCGAGGUGAUGAAGAAGACAACCGCCUUUUGAUGAAGGCGCUACCACCGCGUCCCGGUUGUAGCUUGCCGCAGCUUAGCGGAGUGGCCAGAGAAAUCGUUUGUGAUUUGUUAGAUGCUUUGACAAUUCCUGUACCACCAGAAGAGACGGCAACGCCACUUCCGACAAGCGAAGGAGACGGAGCGACACCUGUAACUGUUCCACCAGCAAGGCGUUUCGCUGGCCGUAAUGUCCGCCAGCAGGAGCUGAUACGUAAUUCCAGCUCAAGUGAUUUAUUGAAUCACGAGGCAGAGGAAACUGUAGAUGAUGCCAGUCGGCGUGAUUCGCUUGCACGUAAAAAAGAAUCAACAUCGUCCGAAGAAAUGGAUCGCAGACGGCGCCCGUUGCUUCCAAAGAGCGCCAUUUGUCGGCUUUUGGCCGAAUUGGUCCGUUCUUAUGCCGGAUGCGCGCGUUUGGUGGCAGAACAUAUUUUUCCAGCUAAAACCAGUGAAUUGGUCAGCGAGGAAACUUCAGCGUUAGCUUUUUUGCUCGACAACCUAUUGCCUUCGUGCCAGACAGCUGGAGACAAAGAUAGUCCUGCGCUUGUCCGCACUUUGGUCGCAUCGCUUGCAUCGUGCAACCAUGCGCCGGAAGCCCAAAGUUGCCUCGUAGCAGAAGUAAAGGGUGCUCUAAAUCGAGCACUUACAAUGCCAGAAUCAAACGAUAAACACAAUCGACUGCAAUCGCUUACCGCCCUUCUGUCUACAAUGAUAGAAAGUUGUCCAGCAACUGGUCUUCAACCCCAGCAACCUCUGACAACUGCUUUCAAACAACAGAACCUGGGUAUGAACAACAUGGUGAAAUUCAUGCUGAAGCGUGGAUUGGUAAACGAUCUUGCCAGAAUUCCACAUUGUUUGGACAUGUCUUCUCCGUUGAUGGCGUUCACAGUCAAUGCAGCACUUAAGCCACUGGAAGCCUUAUCACGCAUCGUUAAUUUACCACCAGCUGCACCUGUUGCUGGACGUCCAGUAACAAAGCCCAAAUCUGGCGAUGAAGGUGAACCACAAGAGUCAUCAGCUCAACUUCAGGGCACCAGCACAUCAGAUAACACUAGGGCACAGGCGGUUGAAAUCAGUAACGCUCUUGAUGCGGAAAAUACGGAACAGGACGUCUCUGCGGCCGGCGAAAGUCUAGAAAAUUUGGCGGAUAACGAAGGUGGUGGUGAAAGUGGUGACAAUAAUUUAGAAGACAUAAUGGACCAGCAUUCCCAAGCGCUGGUCGAAGCAUUAAUUGUCGCAGCAGAAAAUCCGUCGCAGAUGGAGACCGAUGAUUCGGCUCACGAUUCGCAAAUGAGGACACAUAAUGAAAGCGAAUUCAUUGGUGCAGACGACGCUCAUUAUCAUGGCAACGAUCCACGUGACUCGAGCGAUUCCGAUUCACAAUCCGAAUCUGGUCAUUCUGAAGAUGAUGAUGAUGAGGCGGAUGACGAUGACGACGAUGAUGACGGUGGCGAAGAGGAAACAGAAGAAGAAGGUGAGGGUGAAGACGAUGUCGAAGAAGAAGAGGAAGAAACGGAAGCGGAAGAAGGAGAAGAGGAAAACGCUUCCGGUUACGGCGAAGACAGUGACCGUUACCCGGAAAUGUUGCGAGAUUUCUUGACUCGUGGGGCGGCUGGAGCUGGAGCCGAUGUGGAAGAUACCCUCGUUUUCACAUACCCCGAUGCAGAAAACAGCGCGGCUGGUUUGGGAUUUGGUGCAGGGCUAGGCCUUGGGCGUCUAGGUGCUGGCAUGCCUCUAUUUCUGGAUGACACGUUUCGUAGCCACAUGUUCCCUUACCCGUUGCUGGACGAGGCUAACGGGAAUGAGGCAGCUGUUGGUUCUGGAACAGCCUCCAUGUCUCGACUCAAUGCUCUUGCGCACCCAUUGUUGGUUGGACGGCAAUCUACAGUGCCUGAAGGGUCCGCCGCUGCCGCUUCGAGUCGUAAUCGUGGUGGGCGGCAACGCGGUUAUCGUUAUCUGCAAACAAACUCCCGCGUACCUAAUCCGCCGGCCAUUCUUCAACGAUUGCUUGGACCUUCGGCAACUCAUGAUGUUCUGCAAUUGACUGGAGGACAGACUCUCGGAUUUGGUCGCGAAUCACGUGUCUUCUUGGUAGACAAUGGUCUAGGAAUUUUGGCUAACCCUGAAGACGAGGCUUUACUUGAUAUUCAGGAUCAAAUGGGAGGAGUACUUGUUGCUCCAGGAAUUCCGUCAGGCCUUGUACAGACACCAUCCGCAUUGAAUCGUUGGAUGGAAGAGGCCAUCAUCCUUGACGCAGAUUCAAUUCAUGAUUGUAUCACUGCUCUGAAGCCCGAAAUUCUUGCCAUUGUAGAGAAACAACGUGAUGAAGAGUUGUCCGAGAGGAGGGAACGCAGGAAAAAACAGCAAGAAGAAGAAACGAGUCGUAGACGAAAGGAAGAAGAAAAUGAUCAGAAAGAACGGGAGAAAAAUAAGGAUGUCACUCCAUCUCCUGCUAUACCGUCGUCUGUGGCGUCAUCGAUCGUCCCACCACCUGUAACGAUGGAAGUUGCUCAACUCGAAACAACUGCAAGUGUAUCGGAAACGCCCUCUUUCGGGUCAUUCUUCCACGGAUUUAAUAUGCCGUCGGUUAGCAACAAUACAGCCAUAACGUCGACGCCUCUUGUGCGUUCAAAUGAUCAUGCUGAAACUCUAGCUACAUCCAUUGUUGAGGCUGUACUUGGCCCAGCUUUAGAAACGGUUUCUGGGCAAUCCCGAUCGCAACCAACAGACAAUCGUGAUCAUUUAGAAUCUACUCCGACAUCCGUUUCGUCACUACGUGUGCAGUCGCAGACGACUGCAGUCACACCUGUCGAGUCUACUGUUCAGCCCACUGUACCUGUCAUAGUGGAGACGCCUGCCAACAGUGGUAGUUUCAGCACGGCUCAUAACUUGAUGUCAACGAUUCAAAGAAUGCAAUCGGAAACGACGCCAAACAUUGACCGAAGCAGUGAUCAUUCAACUACACCUUUUAAUCCUAUACCCAACGCAACCCCCGGAGCACCUCGAGUUAGCGUUGAAUCGCAGGAAGAACUGCACCCGUUUUCAACCGAUCAAGUGCAGUUCAUCAGACGUCCCCUCUCGUUUCAAGGAGAGAUCACACCGAUGCGCCCAACCGAUGAAAGUUUUAACAUGGGUCUUACAGCGGAAGAACUCCGUGCCCAAAGUGAUCUUGAAGUUCGUCAAGGCACCAAUAUGGAAUUGGGUGCCAGUUCGGGCAUGGCAAGAGCAGAUGUAUCAGGUGCUUCUGCACUACCACCGGUAGUAGCUGGUGGAUCUGAUCAGCAGUCGGGCGAAUACCAAUCAUUGCUAGGAAACAUUGAAAUACCAGAAGGCGUUGAUCCUUCAUUUUUGGCAGCUCUGCCUGAAGAUAUGAGGCAAGAAGUUAUUGCUGAACAACUUCGUUUGCAACGACUUCGCCAACGUGCACGAGCGCAGGCCACUGACACUACUAACCAGCAAGCUGUUUUAGAAGUUAGCGCCGAAUUCUUAGCAGCUCUGCCACCAAACAUUCAGGAGGAAGUACUGGCUCAGCAACGUCUUGAACAGCAACGGACUGUUGUUCCUGCGAAUCCAAACGAGCCUGUUGAUCCAGCAGAUUUUCUUUCCACGUUGCCACCAGCUCUACGGCAGUCCAUCCUUGCUGAUAUGGAAGAUUCUCAGAUGGCUGUUCUGCCCCCUGAAUUAGCUGCCGAAGCCCAAAAUCUGCGGCGUGAGUGGGAGGCACGCAACAGGCAGCUAAUGACAGAUCGAUUCUUUACCCAUGUCGGCAAUUCAGGUGCCAAUGCGCUCUCGUCCAUCAUUCGCAACAGCAUGGGUCGGUUGGGUAGCCGGUAUGGAGUACACCCAGUACACAAUCGUGGUCACUGGGGUGGUUGGGGCAGGCCGGUUGCUGGAGCAAGUGGUUCAUCUGCUGUAGCAGCCCAGGCCGCAGCAAAUGGCGUUCGUCUACGUGGUCGUCACCUACUCGAUCAUGAAGCCCUGUCAUGCCUGCUCGUCCUACUGUUCAUCGAUGAACCAAAAUUGAACACAACGCGACUCCAUCGCGUGCUCCGCAACCUCUGCUAUCAUGGUCCAACUCGCGAUUGGGUAGUCAAGUCGCUGUUGUCCAUUUUGGAACGGAGCAACGAAGCUCGCGCAAAUGCCGCCGAACUGUUUCCGAUUACCUCUACUCCUUCUACCAAAGGAAAGCGGAUCACUUCACGAGCCUUGACAGCAACACCCCCUUCUGACGUCAAGCAUGCCACUGGAGUGCCGUCUUGGCUGAAUAUAAGCCUGGAUGCAGCUCUCGGUUGUCGAGCCAACGUGUUCCACAUAUUAAAGCCUUCGUCUGCAAGUGGAGUGAAAAAACAAGGGAUGUCGAGCUCCAUCACGAUACACAGUCAAGCAGCACCCAUCAUUUGUCGCCACACAUUAGAUGUUUUAAUAUCACUUGCUAAAAGUUUCCCAUCUCACUUUCUUCCACGACCACCAUUGCCUGGAUGUGAGGACAAGAAAGAUAAAGAUGUUGACACUAAGAAGGGCACACCAAUUGCUGCCUCUUCGACCAAAAAGCAAGAAUUGGGUACGGAUUUCUGGGAUCUGUUAGCACGGCUAGAUUCGCAAAGCGCAUCCCGUAAAGGCAAAGGCCUAGCGCGGACACAUAGUGGUGCUACCACUCACGGCGUGGCGUCCGCUACCGUUGGAGCUGAAGAAGAAAUCCGUCACUUGAGCCUUGAAUCAUCACCGUUCGGUCAACUUCUUGCCCUUCUUUCGUCUAGUGUAGUCAGAAGAAGCUCACUAUUGACGGACCGCUUGUUACGUCUCCUCUCACUCAUUUCCCUUGGUUUACCAGAUAGCAAUACGAGCGCGCCUGCUCAACAACAACAGCAGCUUCAUCAACAACAACAGCAACAACGGCGCCAUUCUGAAGGAGUGCGCAUGCGUGACUGGGAAAGGCGUGAGUUGCACAGCUCUUUGGCUGUCCAGUUACAGCAACAGCGUGAUACGGCACUCGAUUUGUCUCUACCUGGCAUCGAAGCAUCACCACAGGACUUGCAACUCCUUGAACAACAUCUGAAGUUGGCCGUAGAUGUGCUCACAUCAAAGAGUUGUUCUGAGGAAGGCUUGGAAGAUGCGACAUCUCUACUGCUAAGUCUUUCAUAUGGCCCGCCUCCUACAAGGGAUACAAUUCUCAAGCUUUUACUGGAUGGAGCUCGGGAGCUCGGGAAUAUUGUUUGCUCCCAUAUCAGAGCACUUUUAAAUGAACUUCACACACUAAGGCGUCGGCCUGAAGCCUCUACGUCAGCUGCCUCUGCACAACCUGUACAAUCAGGUACCUCAUCUGAGGAAGUAGAAGCUGAUGGUGUUGAUAGGUCAAAGGGUUUCUUAAUGGAUCGAUUCACUAAGGACAUGGUUGUCGUUGCUGCUCAGACAAAACCCAAAACAGGCGGCUACGAACUUCAGCUGCCGUCGAUGGGUUCGUUGACGAGCAAAACGUCAAGCCAAGCCUUCUUUUUGCGAAUUCUUAAAGUCAUCCUGCAGCUAAGAGACGCUGCUCGAUUGGCAGCAGUGAAAGCUAAACGGAAACAAGUUGAAGCUACAACUCAAGCACCAACUACAGCGGCAAGCAGUUCUACAUCUGCCGUUGGAACUGAACCUACAAUUCCAAGUGAAACUUUAAUAUCGGAGGCGUCUGGCGUUGCGGCUUCAGUGGGUGCAUCGACAGGAUCAGAGGCUUCGGCAGAAGUAACAAACGAAAUACCAGCAACUCCGAUGGAGGUUGACGAAGUGAAUAGUAGCAGAGAUAUCGAUUUACCUAGACUCAGCCAACAGCUGUUGCUGGACAGUCUUUGGAACACGUUGAGUGAAUGUCUACAGGAAUUGGCUGAUACACCGGAUCAUCACGCUGUUUUGGUUCUACAACCGGCAGUGGAAGCAUUCUUUCUUGUGCAUGCAGCACAGACCAGCAAAGAAGAACGUGAAAAACGAAGUCGUCGUCCAGAAACCAGGGAGUCUCAACUGUCGCACUUACAGCAAGAAAUUGGCGGACCAGGAUCUCCUUCGAUGGCAGUUCAAACGAGCAAUGAUGAUAGCCUUAACCAGCUAACUUUGUCCAUGUCAAGCGCUCCUUCCGACCUCCCUCCGGAUACGCAAAAGUUUCUUUCUUUCGCUGAGCGCCAUCGAACCGUUCUUAAUCAGAUUUUGCGUCAAUCGACUACUCAUUUGGCCGAUGGUCCAUUUGCCGUUCUCGUGGAUCAUACUCGAGUUUUAGACUUCGACGUGAAGCGACGCUACUUCAGGACUGAACUUGAACGUGCUGACGCUGGCAUUCGCCGAGAAGAUCUUGCAGUCCACGUAAAGCGUGAACACGUUUUUGAAGAUUCGUUCCGCGAAUUGCAUCGGCGAUCCCCAGAGGAAUGGAAAAAUCGUUUCUAUAUUGUCUUUGAGGGUGAAGAGGGCCAAGAUGCCGGAGGUCUAUUACGAGAGUGGUAUGUGAUCAUAUCACGUGAAAUAUUUAACCCCAUGUACGCACUCUUCUCCACUUCACCUGGCGAUCGAGUUACUUACAUGAUCAAUGCUCUUUCGCACUGCAAUUCAAAUCACCUUUGUUACUUCAAGUUUGUUGGCCGCGUCAUCGCCAAAGCCAUUUACGACAACAAAUUGCUCGAGUGUUACUUCACCCGCUCUUUUUACAAACACAUUCUUGGCAAAUGCGUUCGUUAUACCGAUAUGGAAAGUGAAGACUAUUCUUUCUAUCAGGGUCUCGCCUUCCUAAUAGAGCACGAAGUGACAGAGCUUGGCUACGAUUUGACAUUUUCUACUGAGGUUCAAGAAUUCGGCGUGACUGAGGCACGGGAUCUGAAACCCAAUGGACGAAACAUCAUCGUGACGGAAGAAAACAAAAUGGAGUACAUUCGUCUGGUUUGUCAGAUGAAAAUGACCGGAGCCAUUCGAAAACAACUUAACGCAUUUCUCGAAGGCUUUUACGACAUUAUUCCGAAGCGUUUAAUCAGUAUCUUUAACGAACAAGAAUUGGAGCUCCUACUCUCCGGUCUACCCAACAUAGACAUUGAUGACUUAAAAGCCAAUUCCGAGUAUCACAAGUACCAACCGACAUCUCUCCAGAUCCAGUGGUUCUGGAGAGCUCUCAGAUCAUUUGACCAAGCAGAUCGAGCAAAAUUCUUGCAGUUUGUUACUGGUACUUCCAAAGUUCCAUUGCAAGGAUUUUCAGCAUUGGAAGGCAUGAAUGGCGUCCAGAAAUUCCAAAUCCAUCGGGACGAUCGCUCAACUGAUCGGCUACCAUCUGCCCACACAUGUUUCAAUCAACUGGAUUUGCCUGCAUAUGAAACCUACGACAAACUCAGAACGUAUCUACUCAAAGCCAUUCACGAGUGUUCCGAAGGCUUUGGGUUCGCCUGAGAGGAGAUAACGAUACGUGUUACCGUUUGCAAGAAGAAUUGGCUGAAGGAGAAUGAUAUUCAAGAGUUUUGUUUGUUUUUUUCCUUUAUUUUUUCUUCUUCCAAGAACCCUAUCUAUAUUUCCGUACACAUUCUUCGUAUUUACUUCCCGUUGAAACUUGGAUGUACCCGUUUAAUUUUUCUGUCCUAAUAAGUUUUUUGUUCGUUUAACUGAUUUUUCUGUCUCGGAGGAACUUAGAUAACUUGUAUUGAUUGCACUAGUAUGAAAACUUGUUAAUUUCCUCUGCAUUAGGUGAAUUAUGAAAAUUCAAAAGUGAAAAAGAUUGAGCAAAUUAAAUACGGUUGAUUUCUGAAA
Molecule: messenger RNA, 13768 nt
Organism: Daphnia magna
Lineage: Eukaryota; Metazoa; Arthropoda; Branchiopoda; Diplostraca; Daphniidae
Gene: HUWE1
Product: E3 ubiquitin-protein ligase HUWE1
Biological process (GO): protein polyubiquitination; positive regulation of protein catabolic process; proteasome-mediated ubiquitin-dependent protein catabolic process
Cellular component (GO): nucleus
Molecular function (GO): protein binding; ubiquitin-protein transferase activity
Source: RefSeq, a predicted model, not a curated record